This is a messenger RNA of Phycodurus eques (leafy seadragon), 3800 nucleotides long. It is a transcript of the gene runx3, whose product is annotated as RUNX family transcription factor 3. The record is from RefSeq and is a predicted model, not a curated record. The transcript has 8 exons. The coding region runs from base 253 to 1506 and encodes 417 amino acids. Gene Ontology annotation, molecular function: DNA-binding transcription factor activity, RNA polymerase II-specific; ATP binding; RNA polymerase II cis-regulatory region sequence-specific DNA binding. Gene Ontology annotation, cellular component: nucleus. Lineage: Eukaryota; Metazoa; Chordata; Actinopteri; Syngnathiformes; Syngnathidae. Gene Ontology annotation, biological process: neuron differentiation; regulation of transcription by RNA polymerase II; hemopoiesis.
UGAGGAGGAUGCAGAUGCAUUGUGGCUUUUAGCUUUUUACUAGCACUGACGCCUUAGUCAGGGUACCAACAUUGGGCGAGAGAAACAAGGACCACGUUAUCAGGCUACGUUGCUAACCUCAGACUCCGCAGCCCGUUGCGUCAAAGACAACCACGAACGAACCCUUCUCGCUCCUUGAGGUCAGUUUGGAGGGCCUCCUGUCAUCUCCAGCUCAGGUUGGUGGAGGCCGAGUGCUGAGAGACGUUCCUUGUCAUGGCAUCCAACAGCAUCUUUGACUCCUUCUCCAACUACAGCAGCAGUCUGCUCAGAGAGCCGCCCACCACCAGACGGUUCACGCCGCCCUCCACGUCCUUCACCUGUAGUAAGCUCGUAGACGGCACCGGGGCCAUGGCGACCCCGGGGCCGCUCAGGGCCAGACCCGACACCAGGAAUGUGGUGGACGUCCUGGCGGACCACGCCGGCGAGCUGGUCCGGACCGACAGCCCCAACUUCCUGUGCUCGGUCCUGCCGUCCCACUGGAGGUGCAACAAGACUCUCCCCGUGGCGUUUAAGGUUGUGGCCCUCGGCGAUGUCCCUGACGGCACUCUGGUCACCGUCAUGGCCGGGAACGACGAGAACUACUCGGCCGAGCUGAGGAACGCCUCCGCCGUGAUGAAGAACCAAGUGGCCCGUUUCAACGACCUGCGCUUCGUUGGGAGAAGCGGACGAGGAAAAAGCUUCACGCUGACCAUCACAGUUUUUACCGGACCGCCUCAAGUGGCCACAUACCACCGCGCCAUCAAGGUCACUGUGGAUGGGCCACGUGAACCACGAAGACACAGAGUGAAGAUGGAAGACUCUCAGAAGCAAUUUUCGGACAGGCUGUCAGAAAUCGAACGCUACCAGAGAACCAUGCGAAUAGGUCCGGUGAACAAUAACCCUCGGCCCCUUCCCCAAAGUCACCUAAGCACCACACCAGCAGCCCUGUGGCAAGAUCAGAUGGACACCCCUUCUCUGAAGACGUGCAAGGUGGAGGAAGACCUCAGACCAUGGCCAGGGACAACCGAUCUAUUCCAGCAGAGGACCUCCUUCCCGUCUCCCCUGACCGACCCCCGCUUCUCAGACCCCCGCAUACAUUACCCAGGGGCCUUCCCUUACUCCACCAACACUUCCAGCACUGGCAUCAGCGGCCUCAGCAUGUCUGCUCCAUCGAGAUACCACACCUACCUGCCGCCUCCCUACUCAAACAACCAGAGCCAAAACUUCCAAUCCAACUCCUACUUGUAUUACGGCACAGGAUCUGGGUCCUACCAGUUCUCCAUGGUUGCAAACACCGGAGGUGAGCGCUCCCCUACCCGUCUCCUCUCCUGCUCGGGUGCCUCGGGCACCGGUGGCACCAACAGUCUGAUGAACCCAAGCCUGAACACCCAGAGCGAGGGCGUAGACGCUGACGGCAGCCACAGCAAUUCCCCCACGGCCAUGAGUGCCUCGGGCCGUCUGGAUGAAUCUGUCUGGAGGCCUUACUGACUGGUAGACGCUUGGAACCCGGUGAUACGGGAAGGGUGGAAAAGUGAGGAGAAUGAUGAACAAAAUCCCGAACACUGAAAGAAAAGAAGCAAAAAAAGAGAUAAAAGAUGCAUGUUUGUCUUUCAUUUCCAUAGCAGUCGCUUAUUAAGACAUUCUGCAUUUGAAGUUGACAGAACGUCCACGUAUUUUGUAAACUCUUGUGUGAAUUUUUGCACUGUGCUAAGAUAUGUACCCUUUAAGCCUAUAAAAAGCCAUAUGAACUGAGAGAAGCCAUAUACUGUAGUUAACAGCAGACGGUGGACAGACUCUUCAGACUGAGUCAGCCCUCAUGAGGGUGAACGAGAGCAACCAGACUGAAUGUUUGCCCCGUGAGUGACUCAGACAUCCCUCCAAGGCUUGGCUCCACUGCUGUAGCAAUCAGUCCUUCUAAGCUUCCACUUGGAAUUAUGCAAAAACAUGAUGUCAAACAUAUUUUUUAAAAAUACCCCAAGGUUGCAUCCUAAGCGUCAUCAUAUGCCCAGAUGGCCCUAACUUAUUAUUCAAAUAGACACCUUGGCGAUGUUGUAUGCAGGUUGGCUUCAGUACAAUGUACGUCCUCUGCUGUGACAUCAGUGAAUCAAGUUUGAGAAAGAUGGACGACAAUAUUUGGAGGAAUGUACAGAGGAGAGUUUUCUCUUUUUAGUCCCUGCAGGAAUAAGCCCCUUGACUCUUUGCCUUUUAUUGAGGCAUUCUGGUGUUUUGGAACUGGAUGACACGGUUUACGUUUUGAUAUUUAUUUGAGCCAAAUUCUGAGGAAAUGUGUGCGUCUCCCCCCACAUCCUUAAAGCAUUUCUCUUCGUCUUUCCUCUUUUUAUAUAUAUAUUUUUUACAGUAUAUGGAUAUCAUGUUUUGUUGUUAAGUAUACAUUUGGAAUUCGUGUAAUAUAUUGCAACUAAAUUAUGAAAAAAACAAAGCUUUAAUGUUAUUAUUUUGUCUUUCAAUGUAGCUUUGAUGCACUAAAAAUCUUUAUUCUAUAUGAACCACGCCCAACUUUGUUUGUGAGAUGGUAGCUAAACCCUUCAUCUUUUAAUUUUCCCAAAUUUACCUUCCUGUGCUUACAAGACAUUUGCUUAAUUUUUGCACUAUUCCAAUUAUGAUUCCCCACCCCCAGCCCUGUUUCCUACUUACAGACAUCUAAAAACCUACAUUUGUGCAUUUCCGUGUACGUAUUUGCUGAACACACAUGCACAGCUCCUAAUUUAACAUCCAUGUACAUACCGGCAUCACAGAUGUGUGUGUUAGUGCGUACACUUUCCUUGUAGCUACCCUUGUGAGCCUUCAAUCGCUGAAGAAGGUAGAAGAGAGGGAUGUCAGGGAGGUCACAGUGGUGUCUUCUUACCAACACCAAAGGCGAUUAUACCAAAGAAGAAAGCUGUCUACUGGUUACAGGCCCUUUGUUCUGGUUAAUCUGUAAGGACUUUGAAACCUUUAUGGCCUUCAAUGUUGCUUUUGGACUAAUUUAAUCAUUGGUGCCAGGGGCUCAUGACUCUGGCACUAUUUCAUACACCCACAUAAGAUGAUCUUCUGUGUAUCAGGUAUCAAGCUAAGAGAAGAUCUUCCACAACAUGAGUCAUGAUUCUAAAAGUUGUUUGGUUCCAAAAUGAGAGAAUAGUGAGCCAAAAAAGAAUGAGCAUUUGCUCCAAGUUAUGCAAUCAUACAGUCUUUAUUUCUCUACCGUUCAAUCAAUUUCUAGAGCACUUGUCCUUAUUAGGGUCAUGGAUGAGGUGGAGCCUAUCUCAUCUAACUUUGGGCAAGAGGUUGGGAACACCAUUGACUGCUUUCCAGUCAAUCACAGCCUUAUUCCUCUUACUAUGUCACAUUCCUGUCUCCUUGUGCUACAGAGGAAAAGCACCUUCCCUGCCCCCCUUUACAAUGUGGUUGAAGACUUUUAUUGUAGCAAAAAAAAAAAAAAAAAACGCAGCUACAGAAACAAAACAAACAAAAAAAAAUAUUUAUACAGUGUAAAAAACAGUGAAUGAUGGCUGUGUGGUAAAAGUCAUGUCAUUCUUAAUGUAAAACUAGGAAGCCAAAUUGUAUCCGUGAAUUGUAUUUUAAUGUAUAUUGGAUUAAUGGCCACAAUACUACUUGCUUGUUUCUUUUCAAAAGAAUUCCCAUUUUCUUUCAAUGUACCAAAAACCUUAAUUGCUUUCUUUGUUUUUAUGCUCAAAGCAUGUACAUGAGAUGUUAAUUUAAAGAAUCCCUGUAUGUAUUAAUAUCAUUCAUGUUUCCAUAUGAGUGCUUGUAAAGUUUGCAGA